CUGCAAGACCGUACUCAGUUCAGUGACCGAGACUUAGCCACUCUUAAGAAGUACUGGGAUAAUGGCAUGACCAGCCUUGGCUCUGUAUGUAGAGAGAAAAUUGAAGCAGUUGCAACUGAAUUAAAUGUUGACUGUGAAAUAGUUCGGACUUGGAUUGGGAAUCGAAGAAGGAAAUAUCGUUUAAUGGGGAUUGAAGUUCCACCUCCAAGAGGAGGCCCUGCUGAUUUUUCUGAGCAGCCAGAGUCUGGUUCUUUGUCUGCGCUCACACCAGGAGAGGGAGCUGGUCCUGAAGUAGGAGAGGAUAAUGACAGGAAUGAUGAAGUAUCCAUCUGUUUGUCUGAAGGAAGCUCUCAAGAAGAGUCCAAUGAAGUGGUUCCAAAUGAGGCAGGAGCUCAUAAGGAGGAGGACCACCAUGCAAUAGCUACGGAUAAUGUGAAAAUAGAAAUUAUUGACGAUGAAGAAAGUGACAUGAUAAGUAAUUUGGAAGUAGAACAAGUGAAUUCUCUCUUGGAUUAUAAGAAUGAAGAAGUCAGAUUCAUUGAAAAUGAGCUAGAAAUUCAAAAGCAAAAAUACUUUAAACUUCAGACGUUUGUUAGAAGCUUGAUACUAGCUAUGAAAGCUGACGAUAAGGAACAACAGCAGGCACUGCUGUCAGAUUUACCUCCUGAAUUAGAAGAGAUGGAUUUCAAUCAUGCUUCGCCGGAGCCUGAUGAUACCUCAUUCAGUGUGUCUUCUUUAUCAGAGAAAAAUGCCUCAGACAGUUUGUGAUUUGUAGGGGGGAGGUAUAUGAUACAGACUUGGCUGCCUAACA
Molecule: messenger RNA, 811 nt
Organism: Pteropus alecto (black flying fox)
Lineage: Eukaryota; Metazoa; Chordata; Mammalia; Chiroptera; Pteropodidae
Product: highly divergent homeobox
Exons: 6
Biological process (GO): regulation of transcription by RNA polymerase II
Molecular function (GO): DNA-binding transcription factor activity, RNA polymerase II-specific; RNA polymerase II cis-regulatory region sequence-specific DNA binding
Source: RefSeq, a predicted model, not a curated record